Molecule: messenger RNA, 1717 nt
Organism: Danio rerio (zebrafish)
Lineage: Eukaryota; Metazoa; Chordata; Actinopteri; Cypriniformes; Danionidae
Gene: irf8
Product: interferon regulatory factor 8
Biological process (GO): regulation of DNA-templated transcription; DNA-templated transcription; positive regulation of transcription by RNA polymerase II
Cellular component (GO): nucleus
Molecular function (GO): DNA binding; DNA-binding transcription factor activity; transcription cis-regulatory region binding
Source: RefSeq, marked provisional
CUCAGCUGCUGUUUGUAACGGCAUACUAGUGAAGUAAAGGUCUACAAGAUGAACUCGGGCGGUCGCAGACUGAAACAGUGGCUUAUAGAACAGAUAAACAGUAACAUCUAUAAUGGACUGCAGUGGGAGGAUGAGGACCGCACUAUGUUUCGAAUCCCCUGGAAACAUGCGGGAAAACAAGAUUACAAUCAAGAGGUGGAUGCGUCCAUUUUCAAAGCGUGGGCAAUAUUUAAAGGGAAGUUUAAGGAGGGGGAUAAAGCUGAACCAGCGACAUGGAAGACCAGAUUGCGCUGUGCACUCAACAAAAGCCCAGAUUUUGAGGAAGUUACUGACCGAUCCCAGCUUGACAUUUCUGAGCCCUACAAAGUGUACCGGAUUGUGCCAGAGGAGGAACAAAAGUUAGGUAAAGGCACAGUCACCACCGUAAAAGACACCACUGACAUGGACUGCUCACCAGACUUGGAUGAAAUUAUUAAAGAGUCUUCAAAUGAUGAAUACAUGGGCAUCUUGAGAAGUAGUCAUUCUCCCCUGGAUGAACGCAGUAGCAUGCCUUCAGUGCAAGAAUGGUGGCAGCAAGGACCUCUCAAUGCUGCUGUUGUUCAUCAGGAUCCUGCAGGCUCAUUAAAUUCUGCAUUCUCUCAGAUGUUGAUUUCUUUCUACUACGGAGGUCAGAUGGUGGACAACAUGGUGACCACUCAUCCAGAGGGCUGCCGUAUCUCCCCCUGCCUGCCCUCUACGGCUAAUGGCUUCUUGUACGGGUCAGACAGCCUCCAGAACAUUUACUUCCCAUCCAUUGACGGCAUUAAGAAUGAGCGCCAGCGUCACGUCACCCGCAAACUUUUCAGUCACUUGGAGCGCGGCGUACUGCUGCGUGCCAACAGAGAGGGCAUUUUUAUCAAGCGUCUGUGCCAGAGCAGAGUGUUCUGGAUUGGCCAGGAUGCUCGGUACAACCCCUGCAAACUAGAGCGAGAUGCUGUGGUGAAGAUCUUCGAUACAGCCAGAUUCCUACAAGCACUGCAGUUGUAUCAGGAUGGUCAUUAUCAGGCUCCAGAGCCCACUGUCACACUCUGCUUCGGGGAAGAGUUUAACGAUUUCAGCACUGUCAAGAGCAAAUUAAUCAUUGUGGAGAUCACAGCAUGGAACUGUCAGCAGCUUUUGAAUGCAGUGACUGCACGGCGAACCCAGUGCAGUAGUGGGAAUAUGGAAAUCUCAGACAACUUAGUCAGUGAUCAGAUGGCUUGUAUAUAUCAGGACCUGUGCAGCUACCCAGUUCCUCCACGAGCUUCCUGUUUCAGGGACAACUUACAGAUACCAGUCUGAGGCAGAACUGCCAUGUUUUCAAGAUUGAGUCAGUUCACAUGCUGAGCCAAAAUUAUGCUUUUACAUCAAUAUCUCACACAGAAAAAGAAUCGACCAUUAGGCUUCAUGUGUGUUACAGUUCUCUCAGGACAGAAGAAUCAUUUUCUCAGGGAUGAUAUGCAUGUAUUUUAUCUUUGUGUAUAUGUUGUUUACAUUUUUUACUCAUUGAUCAUUCAUCUUAAACAUUUGAGAUUCUGUAGUUUUUUAGUAUGGACUAUGAAGUUGAUAGGUUUUACUAUCCAUAAUUGUUUUAAAUCUUUUUUAACCCAAUAAUUGUUUUGUUUUUUUUAACUUGAAUGUAAUUCUGAGUGUAAUUCUGGAAAUAUAUUUUCAAUAAAAAAUCUAUGAUUAAAUAAAA